Chilo suppressalis (striped riceborer) is the source of this 1779-nucleotide messenger RNA. NCBI's taxonomy places the organism in Eukaryota, Metazoa, Arthropoda, Insecta, Lepidoptera, Crambidae. The record is from the annotation of a GenBank genome assembly.
UGACAGACGACAAAUUGUUUUGUUCGGUUUCCGAUGUGGUGGUCCGGCCACAAUAAAAAUACGUAGUAAUCUAAUGAAAAGUGCUAUAAAUACAAAACACAUCCAGCAACAAGGAAUCCUUUAGAGUAAAGAUAAUUAGUUUUUUAAAAUGUCGAAUAUAUCAAAGAGAAGAAAAGAAGGAUCAAAGGCCAAGAUCAAGAGCAUGGGUGACCACAAAGAAUUCCUGAAGCGCAUCACUAAGACCUUGUACUACGGGGAGCUGCCAAUACUGCCUUGUCUGAGUCUCCCAGUCACUGAGAUCUCGUGCGAGGUGUGGUCGGUGCCGCAGCGCGGGCGCUCGUUGCGUCGUCUACACGCGGACGCGGCGGCACGUUAUAGAUACAUAGAUGAGUGUGUGUGCGCAGAGAUCUCGUGCGAGGUGUGGUCGGUGCCGCAGCGCGGGCGCUCGUUGCGUCGUCUACACGCGGACGCGGCGGCACGUCUGGCACGCGGGGCCUGCGUGUCCCCAUGUGCCUUAGUUCUGGCCAUCCUGUACCUGGAGCGGCUUCACCACAAGAACCCCGACUACAUCGCCGCCACUGCGCCCGCUGAUCUCUUCCUCGUUUCAUUGAUGGUUGGAAACAAAUUCUUACAAGACGAUGGCGAAGAUGACGAAGUGAUAUGUUCGGAAUGGGCGGCGUCCGGCAACAUUGAGCUCGACCACUUGAAGAAACUUGAAUUGGAGUUCCUUAAUGCAAUAGACUGGAAGGUAUUCGUGAGCGAAAACUCGUUUGAAGAGGGGCUGCGUUGGCUAGAAAGGCACGUAGCUUUGAAGCAGGCCAAGUUGCGAGGGUUCUUCACGUACACGGACCUAGUGGCCGCGGGGGCUCCGUGUUUGUUCGAAGCGGUCGCCGGACUCGCUCUAGCACUCGCCGCGUUAGCAUCCGCACUAGCAAUACUUACACCGGCGUUACUACUCGCUCGUCACUUCGCCAGUCACUCUAAUACCCUCGACCGUCACACUACAGCCGAUACUCUAACGUCGCUCAACAUCACUUUAGAUCCGACCACACAAAAUCUCGUCCUAGAUCCGACCACACAAAAUCUCGUCCUAGAUCCGACCACUCAAAAUCUCGUCCUAGGUACGACCACUCAAAAUCUCGUCCUAGAAGACAACGCGGCAGAUCGCUUGCGCUGCUGCACUACCUGGACUACGUACCAAGAGAGCGUUUCUGAGGAACUCCCGCGCAUAAGAAACUGGUUCGACGGCCUGGUACUGUACGACUGGACGAGCUUCGAGCCUUGGUGGUCGCGGACUUCGGUACUGAACUGGCUGUACCAGAGCUCCUUAGUAGAUCCGAUGCAGAGGUGGCUGGAAAGAUUGGAUGGCGAAGUGGCGAAGCAACCGACGUUGGGCGGAUGCCGCGUGUCGCCGGGAGUCAAGCCGCGGCCUCACUGUGUACGGCAGUGGCUCGACCUCAGCAAGCUCAACACCCUAGUUACCCUAGUGUCCGAUCGGUAGAUAUCACAGAACACAGAGGUUAGAUAGGUUAUCGUGGACCGUUUGUACGGGAACCGAUGUCGCCUGCUCGCCCCCGCUACGCAUUCACCUAACAGAUAAUAGCCAAUCAAACGACGCGACAUCAAACAAUGUAAUCAAUCAGCGCUCCCACCGGAGAGUAAAGCCAGAAACAUAUUAACGUGUCGUGUCGUGACGUGGCGCAUCGGUUUCAUUCAUUUAUUAUGGGUUAGAGAGAGAUAGAGAGGUUAAAGCGUCGACACGACACGAUACGUUAAUAU